Messenger RNA from Pyricularia oryzae 70-15, 432 nucleotides. RefSeq lists its product as uncharacterized. Bases 1 to 432 code for a protein of 143 amino acids. The record is from RefSeq and is a predicted model, not a curated record. NCBI's taxonomy places the organism in Eukaryota, Fungi, Ascomycota, Sordariomycetes, Magnaporthales, Pyriculariaceae. The transcript is spliced from 6 exons.
AUGCGUUAUAGAAGAGCCACGCUCCUGAAGCCCAUCCAAGCCGUCGAUGAAGAAGAUGGAGAGUUUUAUCCUUGGCUGUUCGAUACUUGCGCCAAGUGCUCAGAAUUGGAAGUGAGCAAACAAAGCCGCCGGCCCGUCUUCGCCGUCCAUCGUUAUAGGACGAAGAAAGGGGGAGGAGAGAGAUGUUGGUUGUAUCGCCCCAGAAACGGUGCCAUAUUUACUGGCAGCUGCGCAACACUGGAUCAGGGCGGCCAGCUGCUUGGAGAUGUCUAUGCAUCUCCUGAGGGCAGCCUUAAGGCCGAAGUCUUGCCCACCUCGAGCAUUGGAGAGUACGGAUUCUACAUCGCUGUGAGCUUGGCAGCAACGGCGGGAGGAAGCGACACACGGAAGGAAGGUCAGGAGCGCCUGCAUGAUAAAUACGAAUCUAAGUAA